GCGCGAAAGCGGCUGGUAGUGCAGUGUGCAUGCACAAAGCAACAAAGGUAAAAUGCAUUUGGAGCCUCAUAUAAAUUGUUAAUGCAACAACAAGUAAUGCAGAAUAAAAACCAAACAAACGAGAAAAUAUUUGUUAAAGUCAGACAUCAGCCAAUUGCCAGUGUCCAGUAACCAUUUCAGCUUAUAUUCGUACGUGUGUAUUUGUCCAACACUGGACUGCAGCUGCAUAACGACCAAACAUGUACAUAUGUACGUACUCUUAUUUGUAGGUAAUUCAGAGAUUCUAGUUUUUCAUCUUUGGCUUUGAUCGUGGAAGAAAAUUGCAGCGCAGAGUUCACACAGCAGAGAAGUGCGGAAAAGGUGAGCUGGGUUGAAAUGAGAGGCGUCGAAGAAAACACCUUGCUAGACUCUAGCAUUUGCAUUUGUGCAGUGAAGUGAGCGGCUUGGCAUAAAAAAACGCAUAGCUUAAAGCUGUUUUUAAUGAAAAGUGAAAUAAUAAAAACUCAGUUGAUUGCAAUGCACUAACGGAGCCAGCAGCAAACUUACAUAAAAGUAAAUACAUCAGAAGAAUCUUGCUAAUUGAAUCAAUUGGUAGCAAGUCAGUAGGAGCAGAGAUUAAUAUUUGUGCUACCGUAACUUUACUACAAAUUUUGGUUGUUAGACAAAAAAAUGGGUAUGAACAAUUUAUCAAUUGAUGGCGAGUUCCGUUACAUCAUACAGUGGUUUAACGAGUGGAGUGAAUUGCAGCGUGAUGAUUUUGUGCCGGUGUUGGUGGAGUAUCUGCUGCAAGGAGAAGCUGGUGCUGGUCAAGUCUAUAUGAACGGGAUGGUGAACUCAGUGGCACAUGCGGGUAUCCAAGAUAAGCCAAUGAGCUUAUUUCAAUGCAGGAUAAAACUUUUCCGAGAAUGGAAUAAAAAAUGGCCUUUAGAACUAAAGUUGAAACUACAAGAGAAAAUUACAGAAAUGGAUUCGAAAGUAGGGGAGAAGAUCGUAAACGAAAUCAAGUCACAUGGCGGCGAACAAUUGAACAUUGCAAUGAAUGGUUUUAACGGUGUCGGAGAAGAUAUAGAAGCACCUACUGAACCUGAGGUGGCCGACGGGGGAAAUUCAACGUCUUUUGGUGUCACUGACGAACUUUCAGAGACAACAGAGGAAGCUACCAACUUGGAUAGCCAAAUUGUAGCAGCAUUGAACAAUGAAACACCGGUUGAUGACAAUAUUACGCCAGCAAAUACAAACAUUAGUACUUCUGAAGUAGGCUCUACCGCUGUCACAGUGAAUUCUUUUAUUGAUACACAACUGCGCUUGGAACCUGCUGAUCAAGAUCUAAUGCAAGCACAAAGCAUAUUCGAAGAAAAUAGUGUAUUGGCUGAUUGUAGCCCAAACACGACUGCCACUGUCGCAUAAAGAUUCCAAUCUAACGUGGAUAAGUUAAAAAAAUAUAUGUAAAA
Messenger RNA from Rhagoletis pomonella (apple maggot), 1451 nucleotides. RefSeq lists its product as uncharacterized. The transcript is spliced from 2 exons. NCBI's taxonomy places the organism in Eukaryota, Metazoa, Arthropoda, Insecta, Diptera, Tephritidae. The coding region runs from base 670 to 1407 and encodes 245 amino acids. The record is from RefSeq and is a predicted model, not a curated record.